Messenger RNA from Desarmillaria tabescens, 1497 nucleotides. RefSeq lists its product as uncharacterized. Bases 4 to 1497 code for a protein of 497 amino acids. NCBI's taxonomy places the organism in Eukaryota, Fungi, Basidiomycota, Agaricomycetes, Agaricales, Physalacriaceae. The record is from RefSeq and is a predicted model, not a curated record. The transcript is spliced from 6 exons.
AUCAUGAAGGAGGUGAAUUCCACCCACACCGUCAUUCCCUUCUCCUAUAACGCAGGUCAACUGUAUACCAUCCGGUCCAUGUCUUCAAUGCCAAAUCCACUGCUCUGUUGUACCAUAACGCUCAGGGUGGAUUAUGUGAUUAUGCCCCGGCUCCUUCCGAAAGGACGAUGCGGUCCCUCCGUUAUGGCUAACAAAGGGAUAGAGUUUAUUCUUCGGAAAUUAUUCCAUGGCACUAACGCACCCCGGAAUGCUACCCAUAUCUACGUAGACUAUCUCGAUGAUCCCCAGGUCCACAUCCCCCUCUUCUGGAUUCCUCGGCAGAUCACAAAGCUGACUAUCAUAUACCACUACAGACGCUGGGUACCCUUCGAUUUCCGAUAUGAGAAUCCCAUUGAUUGUCAAUGUAAUCGUCCAAUGGUUGACCGAGGAGUCAGACAGCUCUGUAUUAUGGGAUCCACGUCCGUAAUAGCGCAGCGACUUAUAACCCCUCUGAGGGAAUGGAAAUGUCUGGCUUCGCUCAUUACAACUGUCCGAGUUAGUCCAGCUGCCAUUCCGGCCCCUUUGCGAGACUCCUUGACGAGGACGAGCUAUAAUUAUAGAAAACAAUAUGUAGGGGCGAAAUUUGCCCUUCAAGCUAUGUUUGGCGAACGGUUGGACUGGUUGUCUUUCCAGAUCAACAAGCAAUAUCCCGCUAGCUCACAUUACUACAAGAAUUAUAUUCCCAUGCUGGAACAGGUCAUUCCACUGGGCUCUGUGGGAUACACUGAUCCUUUAACCAAGAAAUUUGUUGUAUUGUUCAAGGCCAUCGAUCCUACGUCUUCGAAUGAACUACGAAUUCAUUCCAUUCCGUCUAUCCUCAAGAUGGGUGGGACAAAAGUGAUCGAGGACCCCGAGUAUUCUCUAGCGUGGGAUCAUGAGUAUCAAAAGUUCGACAUCCUGCGCAAACUCGGAGCUUGGACCAAGGGGAGAUCAGAAUACAGUGUCCCUCUGGGACUUGACGUGGACAAGACGCUCUGUCUCAGUCUUGGGCGUGCUUUGUGUCAAGAACUUGAAGGCGACCAGUUCAAGAAGUGGUUGAUUGAAUACCGACAAAUCAUUAUGGACGUGUUUGGAGACAGCCAUCCCUAUAUCCGAAAGCGCCUGGACCUUGUGACAACCACGGUAGACUCUUCGCAAUAUGUUUGGUUUGCCCAUCUUGGACACAAGCUAUGUGUGGAUUCCCGGAGCGACGAGAGGUUCUACUUUCAACUUGACCCUCAGGCAUUGCGUAAUCCUGGAAGACCAUGGGGGGAGGUCAAAGUACCUCAGCGUUAUACGCAUCCCACCCCCGUUUUAGUUUCAUGGGAGCACAUCUCCGUCCGUCCUUCCUGUCCCAAUGACAUCUUCGCUAGGGACAAGUCUCUUCGGUGUAAGGACGAAAAUCUGACGCGAGAAACAGCAGCCGGUGCCCCGAUCGAACAUAUAGAUGAAAUUUGUGCUGCACUUGCUUCCUCAUAA